This is a messenger RNA of Ornithorhynchus anatinus (platypus), 963 nucleotides long. RefSeq names its product olfactory receptor 2G3-like. The coding region runs from base 1 to 963 and encodes 320 amino acids. Lineage: Eukaryota; Metazoa; Chordata; Mammalia; Monotremata; Ornithorhynchidae. Gene Ontology annotation, biological process: G protein-coupled receptor signaling pathway. The transcript has a single exon. Gene Ontology annotation, molecular function: olfactory receptor activity; G protein-coupled receptor activity. Gene Ontology annotation, cellular component: membrane. The record is from RefSeq and is a predicted model, not a curated record.
AUGGUGGAAACCAAUGAAAAUUCCUUUGAGGGAUUCAUCCUCUUGGGCUUUUCAGACGAACCCCACCUUGAAGCUGCGUUCUUCGUGUUUGUACUCUUCUUCUACCUCCUGACUCUGUUGGGCAAUACGGCUAUCAUGGUGGUCUCCCGUCUGGAUCCUCAACUCCACACGCCCAUGUACUUCUUUCUCAGCCACCUUUCCUUCCUGGAUCUCUGCUUCUCCACCAGCCUGGCCCCUCAGACUCUUGUGAACCUGGGAGGGCCCCAAAAGACCAUCACCUUUGGGGGCUGUGUGGUCCAGCUCUACAUCUCACUAGCCCUAGGCUCCACAGAGUGCAUUCUGGCUUUGAUGGCUCUGGAUCGCUAUGCAGCCAUCUGCCAGCCCCUGCGCUAUGCAAUGCUCAUGCACCCCAGCCUCUGCCAGCGGCUGGCAGCCGCAUCCUGGCUGGGUGGGGUGGAUAACUCACUGGUUCACACCACGCUCACGCUGCAGAUGCCUCGGUGUGGCCACCGCCACCUGGACCACUUCAUCUGUGAGGCCCCAGCCCUCAUCAAGCUCGCCUGUGUGGACACUACCAUCAACGAACUUGUCCUCUUCACCCUUAGCAUCCUUGUGCUCCUUGUCCCUUCAGCCUUCAUCCUGGUUUCCUACGGCUUCAUCAUCCGGGCCGUGCUGAGGGUUGGCUCAUCCGAGGGUUGGAGAAAGGCCUUCAGCACCUGCUCCUCGCACCUCUUGGUCGUGAGCAUCUUCUAUGGGACCAUAAUCUUUAUGUACCUCCAGCCUGGCAGCAACUACUCUCAAGACCAAGGCAAAUUUGUCUCCCUUUUGUACACAAUGGUCACUCCAACUCUCAACCCCAUCAUCUACACCCUGAGAAACCAGGAGGUGAAGGGAGCACUGAAGAAGCUGGUUCUGGGAGGCUUUUCCUUGCAGGGAACAAAACCAGAUUGGAGUGCCCCGUGA